Molecule: messenger RNA, 3037 nt
Organism: Mytilus trossulus (common blue mussel)
Lineage: Eukaryota; Metazoa; Mollusca; Bivalvia; Mytilida; Mytilidae
Product: acetyl-coenzyme A synthetase 2-like, mitochondrial
Exons: 14
Coding region: 50-2131 (693 amino acids)
Cellular component (GO): mitochondrion
Molecular function (GO): acetyl-CoA synthetase activity; AMP binding
Source: RefSeq, a predicted model, not a curated record
AGAUCAGUUGCUUUCCCCUAGACGGUAGAUAUCCUGUCAUGACCUAAAUAUGUUUUCCACACAACAGAGGACUUUUUCGUUGACGAAUGCAAGAUUAUUUGUAGCAAAACUCCAUAAGUUGUCAGAAAGAUAUGUUUCACUUAGUAGUUCCAAUCUAUUCUCUUCGAAAGGAGUGACAACUACUUUGUUCCCUGAAUUCGAGAAAGACAAUACUUUAGAUAUACACCAGAACCUGUACGACUACAGUAUUAACAGUUCAGAAACAUUCUGGGCAACACUUGCAAGGUCCAGACUGAAAUGGUCGAAGCAAUUUUCCCAGGUCAGUGAUUGCAACAUCAAUGAAGGAAAGAUAAGAUGGUUUAUGGAUGGACAACUAAAUGCUUCAGUUAAUUGUGUUGACAGACAUUUAGAAAAGAAUGGUGAUAAUGUAGCUUUGAUAUGGGAAAAAGAUGAACCUGGCACAGAAGAAUUUAUUACAUACAGACAAUUAUCAGAAAUGGUAAAUAAAAUGAGCAAUGUACUGAAAAGGCAUGGAGUAGGAAAAGGUGAUCCUGUUGCAAUUUAUUUGCCCACUACUCCCAUGGCAGUAGCAGCCAUGUUAGCAUGUGCUAGGAUUGGUGCUAUUCACAAUGUGGUGUUUGCUGGUUUUAGUGCUGGAUCAUUAUCUGACAGAAUAAAAAAUGCUAAAGCAGAAACAGUUAUAACAGCAGAUGAGGCAAUCAGAGGGGGUAAGAAGAUUCCAUUAAAAGCAGUAGUUGAUGAUGCUGUUAAACUUAGUGGAUGUGUAAAAAGAGUAUUUGUGUAUCGUAGAACAAAGAGAGAUGUACCCAUGACAGAUGUGGAUUUUGACCUAGAAAAGGAAAUGGAAUCAGAAUCAAGUGAAUGUAAACCAGAAGAAAUGAACAGUGAAGAUUAUUUGUUUAUGUUGUAUACCUCUGGCUCUACUGGUAAACCGAAGGGAUUAGCUCACUCAACAGCUGGUUAUCUACUUUAUGCUGGCAUGACACAAAAGCACGUUUUUGACUAUAAACCAGGAGAAAGAUUUGGAUGUGUGGCUGAUAUUGGAUGGAUUACAGGUCACAGUUAUGUUGUGUACGGACCUUUAUUCAACGGUGGAACGACUGUUUUGUUUGAAAGUACACCUGUUUACCCAGAUCCGGGAAGAUAUUGGGAAAUGGUAGAACGCCUUAAACUUCAACAUAUAUAUUUAGCACCUACUGCACUGCGUAUGUUGCUGAAGGAAGGAAAAUCUUGGGUCACAAAAUAUGACAGAUCAACAUUAAGAAAGUUGGGAUGUGUUGGUGAACCAUUAAAUCGGGAAGCCUUUGAUUGGUACAAUGUUGUUGUUGGUGACAGGAAAGCUGAUGUUGUUGACACAUGGUGGCAGACAGAAACUGGUGGAAUUACUAUAUCACCUAGACCAUCAGAGGAAGGAGCUGAAAUAUUACCUGCCAUGCCAAUGAGACCAUUCUUUGGUAUCAAACCUGCCCUUGUUGAUAAAAAUGGAGUUGAACUGCAGGGAAAUAAUGUAAUGGGAGCUUUAUGUAUCAAUUCUUGUUGGCCAGGGAUGGCGAGGACUAUAUACGGGGACCAUCAGCGCUUUAUAGAAACAUAUUUCAAGCCCUUCAGAGGCUAUUACUUUAGUGGUGAUGGAGCAGUCAGAGAUAAGCAAGGUUAUUACCGAAUAACAGGAAGAAUGGAUGAUGUGCUGAAUGUUAGUGGUCAUAGAUUGGGAACAGCUGAAAUUGAAGACGUAAUUGAUGAUCAUCCAGAAAUUGCAGAGUCAGCAGUUGUAGGAUUUCCUCAUGAAAUAAAGGGCGAAGGAAUAUAUGCCUACGUAGUGUUAAUGGAAGACGGUAAACAUAAUGAAGAGGAACUUGAAGAAGAACUCAGGAAAAUGGUUAAAACAAAGAUUACCGGCUUUGCUCAACCAGAUAAAAUAUUGUUCUCACCUGGACUACCAAAGACCAGAUCAGGAAAGAUUAUGAGAAGAAUUUUACGCAAAAUUGCUGCCAACAAACCUAAUGAACUUGGUGAUGUUUCAACAUUAUUUGAUCCAUCAAUAGUAGAAGCAAUUGUCAAAAAACAUGGCGAAAAGUUCAUAGAAGCUGAAUAUGAACUGCCUUUCUAACAAGUUGAAGUAUUUUAUACAUGUUUUACAGUAUAUGUAAUUUUAAUUUGUACAGAUUUUUAUUUGGUAUUGAGGAAUUUAUUUUGAAGGUUUUGAAUUAUUGAUAUCUAUAAGAUAAGUUCUAAAAUCUAAAAUAUAUAUAUUAUAACUAUUAAUUAUCCCAGAGACUAGAAUGUUGUUGAAAUUUGAAAAAAAAAUGUCACAAAAACUUAAGUUUUGUUAAAAAAUUCAAAAUUCAAAAACAUCACGGCAAAGAAAAUUGAUAUUUAGUUAUGAUAUGCAUUUCAGAUCUGAUUGCAGGUGUCAAACUUGCAGUUGAAUUAAGUUUAUUUUAAACAAUCAGAAAUUUUGUGAAAAGGUUUCUGUGCUCAAAUUUCAAUGAAUUUUUUUAUAGGCAAAUCCAUUGUCUCAUUUUCUAGAUCGAUGUUUAAAUAUAUACUAAACAAAUUAAAAGUGCUAAUAGAUAUAGGAAAGUGUGGUAUGAGUGCCAAUGAAACAACUCUCCAUCCAAAUAACAAUUGAUAAAAGUAAACCAUUAUAGGUCAAGGUACGGCCUUCAACACAGAGCCUAGGCUCACAAGAUUUCAAAAGUGAAUUAACUUUUACGUAGAACGUAACCUGAAUUGUUUUCAAAAUAUGAUUAAAAACUUAAUCUUAUAUACUAAUAUAUUGUUAAUGUGUUGUAAUCUCUAGUCAUCGCUAUUCGUAUAAAGUGUACAUAGUCUUUUAAAUUUGGUGCUUGAUGACUGGUGAUUUCAACCUUAAAUCUAGUUUAAUUCAUCAAAAGAAAUGUGUACACUUUUGAUAUAAGAGAAAUUAUUUAGCAUAUAAAUUAUUAUUGAUGAUCUUCAAAUUAAAUAAUUACUUGUAUUAAAAUGAAGCAUAAGGAUAUAAUUAUGCAGUUUA